UGCUGAUGGCAUUCGACACAAACUGAAGAACAAUUAAAAAAUCCCUAUAUAUAAUUUUUAAAAAAACAGUUGACAAUUCAUUUUCUCAUUUCCAAUUUUUUUUCCCUUUAAAUGCAACAAGUUAACUGUUUUUUUGUUCCAUCUUAUUAUUCCAUGAACUUCUCAUAUAUCAUCAUCAUCAAUAAAAUGUUUUUAUUUGUAGUUUUCCAAGAAAUUUUCCUUUGAUUUUUUUUUCCCAACGUUCUAAAUAUUCAAAAAUAAAAUAAAAUUGCAUAAUUUGUUUUUGGAAGAGGAAGAAAAAAAAAGGGUCAAUGGAGAUAUCAGGAUCUGCAUUUUUGGCUGUAUUUGCAGUUUCUGGAAGUGUUGCUUUCCUUGCCAUGAAAGUGAAUGAACAUCUUCUUUCUGAUUUCAUAAACAAACUCGAAAUUGAAAUUGAUAAAGAUCAAGCAAAGAAGAAGGUUAUGUUUUCCAAUAAAGUUGUGGAAUUGGGUUCACAUAACAAAGAUAUAAAAUUUGAUGAUUAUAUUUCAAUGAAGAAUUAUGAUGCAGAAUCGUCAAUAUCAUCAUCUGAUGAGAGUUUGAAAUCUAUGCCUUUGAAUUGGCAAGUUCGUUAUAAAGGAAUCCUUAAUGAUAAGAUUACACUUAGAGGUUAUGAUUAACUACUAUCAAUUAGUAGUAAAAUCUAUUUAUUGUGAUAUCCCUUUUGUAUUUGUUGAUUGUAAUGGUGGCUUUUGUAGUUACUUUUUGCAAAGAAAAUGACAUGUUUGUUUAGUAUCUAAUCGAAACAAUCUCUUUGUCCAAUAAAAGAUAAGGGUAAGGUUGCAUACAUUCUGUCCUCUUUAGAUUCAGUUUCUGUGUGUGUUUGUUGUUGUAUUUGCAAAGAGAGUGACACGUUGCGACUUUAGUAAAUUUUCAUUUUAGUUUGUGUAACAUAUUCAGUAAAUUAUUGUUGCAUAUUGUGAUGUUGUUUU
Molecule: messenger RNA, 971 nt
Organism: Capsicum annuum
Lineage: Eukaryota; Viridiplantae; Streptophyta; Magnoliopsida; Solanales; Solanaceae
Exons: 2
Coding region: 312-659 (115 amino acids)
Source: RefSeq, a predicted model, not a curated record